This is a messenger RNA of Drosophila biarmipes, 1100 nucleotides long. RefSeq names its product trypsin. The coding region runs from base 100 to 1017 and encodes 305 amino acids. The transcript has 3 exons. The record is from RefSeq and is a predicted model, not a curated record. Gene Ontology annotation, biological process: proteolysis. Gene Ontology annotation, molecular function: serine-type endopeptidase activity. Lineage: Eukaryota; Metazoa; Arthropoda; Insecta; Diptera; Drosophilidae.
GAACAUUUUGUUAUUCAGCACCACAUCAUAUCGGCAUCUCUCAAGAUUUAAAUAAAAUUUGUGAUAAGAGUGAUAUAUUUUCUAGAUUUACACUUUUAUAUGGCGCUGAAAUACCAUAAUGUAGCCGUAUUGUUAGUGAUGAUGAUGAUCUGCAGUGGAGCGCAUCGCAUGAAGCGUUUGUCCUCGCCCGAAUUUUACGGGGACGAGACCCUCGAGAUGGCCAAGUACGUGGUCUCCAUCAGAUCCAGAACGCCGAACAAGUAUUUUGGCGACAAUCACUUUUGCGGCGGGGGUUUGCUAUCCCCACACUGGGUGAUUACCGCCGCCCACUGUGUCAUGGGCCAAGCCAAGAUAAUGUACAAGGCUCGCUGGCUGCUGGUGGUGGCCGGAUCCCCAAGCCGACUUCGAUACAUUCCUGGCAAAACGAUCUGCACGCCGGUGGAAAAGGUCUACGUCCCAAAGAACUUUACCAUGUACAACACCUGGAAUAUGGCGCUGUUGAGACUUCAGGUGAAAAUGCCCUUGAAGGACCCUCGGAUCGGAUUCCUCCACCUGCCUAAUGCAUCGCCUCAAUUGGGCGUAAAUUACUCUGUUCUCGGCUGGGGAAGAUUGUACGCGGGUGGACCCUUGGCAGUGAGAAUCUAUCACCUGGAAGUGUCUCUUCUGGACAACGAGCAAUGUAAGAAGCAUUUCCGCCACUACAGGACGGGAAUGAUGUGUGCCGCCAAGUACAAUGAGACCACGGACGCCGAUCCCUGCAGCGGCGACAUCGGGUCCCCCAUGAUAAACGGCAGGGUGAUUGUCGGCAUAGUCGCCUAUCCGAUUGGCUGCGGCUGCGCUAAUAUUCCGUCCGUCUAUACGGACGUGUACAGUAACAUAAAAUGGAUAAGAUCUACGGCCUAUAGAUUGUCCAGCGCCAUUAGGCCUUUCCCAUUUAUGGGGUUCCUUUUAAUUAUUCCAGCUAAAGUCGGGUGGAAUGGUAAUAUAAUUCCAAAUUAUCUGGUAAACAUUUUUUAAAAUUCUGAGAGAGUGAAGAGUUUUUAAGAAUUCGUCAAAAUGCCUUGUAUUUGCAAAAAUAAAUGUAAUGUAACAGGUCACAG